Molecule: messenger RNA, 2971 nt
Organism: Pristis pectinata (smalltooth sawfish)
Lineage: Eukaryota; Metazoa; Chordata; Chondrichthyes; Rhinopristiformes; Pristidae
Gene: ogfod2
Product: 2-oxoglutarate and iron-dependent oxygenase domain containing 2
Exons: 7
Coding region: 262-1305 (347 amino acids)
Molecular function (GO): iron ion binding; oxidoreductase activity, acting on paired donors, with incorporation or reduction of molecular oxygen; L-ascorbic acid binding
Source: RefSeq, a predicted model, not a curated record
CCCACCCCCCUCCCCCCGCCGCCACUCACGGUCCAGCGCGAAGUUGGCGGCGAGCCGCCGGACGCUGCGGCGCUGCGGGGGGCUGAGGGCCGGGCUGUAGACGCCCCGCUCCAGGUACCGCUGGACGUGCCGGUACCGAUCGGCGGCCUCGGGGCCCGGGGGCCGCUCGGUCUGGGUGGCGACGCUGCGCCUGCCGCCGGCCAUGGCGGGGGCGGGACCGGGCGGGGCCGGGGCCCGCGGGCGGCGGGCGGCGGAGCGGGGAUGGCGGGAGCCCGGGCCCGGCGCUUCUACACCUGCGGCUGCUUCUACACCGACAACAUCUUCCUGCAGGACUACCGGCUCCAUGUGAACCGGGCGGCCGCCCCCGACCUCCGGCCCAUUUUACAAAGCAAAGGAUGCAAGACUGAAGAACAGUUCAAAGAGGUUCAAGCUAAGAUUGACCAGGAAGUUCAGAGAAGGAGGCUGCUUAGCCAGGCCAGUUUGGAGAGAGUGGCAAUUAUUUCAGCACAUUACAAACCGCUGAAUCCUGCUGUCUACAUUUUACAGGAAAACUUCCUCGCUCCAGAAUUCCGUGAAAUCGUUGCCUAUUGCAGAAGUAAGGAUGCAGAUUUCGAAGGGCUGUUGGACCGAAUCCAGUCACUACCAGCCAAGAGAGUUUAUUCUUUCCCGGUGUUCACCGUGGAGUUCUGCAGGCAGCUCGUGGAGGAGCUGGAGAACUUUGAAUGCUCGGACAUGCCGAAGGGUCGGCCCAACACCAUGAAUAACUAUGGGGUGCUCUUGAACGAACUUGGGUUUGAUGAGAUGUUUAUCACAUCACUGCGUGAGGAUUACCUUCAACCAAUUACGUCACUUCUUUACCCGGACUAUGGAGGUCAGGGGAUGGAUAGUCACAAGGCUUUCGUAGUGAAGUAUGCCGUGAACCAAGACCGGGACUUGAGUUUCCAUUAUGACAAUGCUGAAGUUACUUUGAAUGUGUCACUUGGGAAAGAUUUUAAUGAGGGAAACCUCUACUUUGGAGACAUGAGGCAGGUCCGGGUGAGUCAGAGCGAGUGUGUCGAGAUCGAACACAGAGUGGGCCACGGCUUGCUCCACCGGGGCCAGCACUGUCAUGGGGCACUGCCCAUCUCCUCGGGGGAACGCUGGAACCUGAUCGUGUGGAUGCGGUCGUCGCAGGUCCGUAACCAGCUGUGUCCGAUGUGUGACAGAAAGCCACAACUGGAGGACGCGGUUGGGUUUGGGGAUGGGUUUACUGCCACGCCUUCAGAGGACCAGCGGCCGUCAGUGGAUGUCUGUUCCUUAAACUAGUGAACUGGCUGUGGGACCGCUGUGCACAGCCUGCUCCCGUUUGAUCAUCUAUCGCAUCCUCGUCCGGCUGGGAGAGCUCCAGUCUCCAGCCGUCCAUGUGUCACCACUGUUAGUGCUUGGCUGAUUAACAAUCGUUGGUGCAAGAAGUGCCUUCUGUAGUCAAAGAAUUUGAGAAAAGCUUCCAUUUUUUUCUUUAAAUGAAUAUUUCUUCCUAAAGUCUGGUAACUGUGUGUGUGUGUGUGUGUGUGUGUGUGUGUGUGUGUUCGCACGCAUGCGCGCGUCUGUUUGGAGGUGUCUGAGUGUGUGUCUGUGAGUGUGUGUGUCUAGAGCUCUGUGUGAGUGUGUGUGUUCGGGGGUAUCUGUGAGUGUGUGUGACUGUGUGGAGGGGUGUGUGUGUGUGUGUGUGUGUGUCUGUGUGGAGGUGCCUGUGUGGAGCUCUGUGUGUGUGUGUGUGUGUGUGUCUGAGUGUGUGUGUGUCUGUAUGGAGCUCUGUGUGUGUGUGUGUCUGAGUGGAGCUCUGUGUGUGAGAGAGAGAAUGUGUGUGUGUAAAAGGGCACACACCCUCGACCUGGAUUGCUACAGAGGCAACUAACUGAUGUUUCAUUCCCCAGUUGUGCACCUUUUGUCCUGAUCUGCAGAAGUUAGGGAACUGGUACUCACACCUGCGGAUGAUUUGACAAUGAGUCCUUUGUACCUGGCACCUGUUCGCUGUGCACAGGUUGUAUAUUGGCAGCUGAACCAAUUUUGGGUCAGUCUGGAGCCUGUGUUAAUGUAAGAUGGUCUGAGGACUGGAUUCCACACAUUUGUGUUCAGGAUCCAGUGAGGGAAUGUCAUCUGGGUACUUCUGUACCCAGUGAACGGCACAGUUAAUGUCUGAGAAAUGUUUCCAUCGCUGAGUUACCAGAUAUUUCAUGAGGCCAGCGGAGAACAAUGAUCAUGGUUGUAACAUGAACUAGGGGCUGCAGUUCCUCUCCAUCAUCUCCUCAAGAUCAUAGAAAAUGCCAGAAGUACUCAGCUGGUCAGGCUGCAUCUGUGAGUUAAUGUUUCAGGUUGGAGACCCUUUGUCAGAACAUCCCUCACCUGAAAUAUGAACUCUGUUCCUCUUCCCACAGAUGCUGCCUGACCUGCUGAGUGUUUCCGGCAUUUUCUGUUUUUGUUUCAGAUUUCCAGCAUCUGCUGAUUUUCUACCUCAAUGUCCUUUGUCCCCCUAUCCCGUGAUAUCAGAAAUUUAUUAAUCUCUGGAGUGACCUCAGUGACCGAGUCUCCACAGCCCUCUGGGGAAGAGAAUUCCUUUGCUAGAGAUUCACUGCUUCUCAUCUCAGCCCUAAAUGGCUGACCCCUUCUGCGACCGUGGCCUCCAUUCUCGAUGUCCUCUCUGCAUCUGGCCCGUCAAGUUCUGUAAGAACUUUGUGAGGUCUCCUCUCAUUCUUCUAAACACUAGAGAAUACCGUCUCAGUCUUCUCGUAUGGCAUACGUGCCACCCUGGAAACCGGCCGGCGAACCCUCACUGCUCUCCCUCAGUGGCUAGUGAGAUCAUACUGCAGCAUUGUGUAUCAUUGGAGAUGGAAACGAUACAUAAUACUCCGUGUUGUCUGACUAAGGCCCUGUGUAACUGCAGUAAGGCAUCCUUACUCUUCACCUCUUACAAUAAAGCCAACUUACCAUU